GCGAGUUUACCUUUUGCCACCGCGAAAUGUGAGCAUGAUUUUGGGCGCCGGAAGUUCCGGAAACGGCGGCAAAAGUCGCCUUGUUUUAUGAUGAACAAACAGAAAUUCGUGUUAGGUAAACAUUAUUAUCGUCGUAAUCACUUUUGUUCGGUUUGGAAACAGUGGAGUUUUGUCAUGAAUGCAAAUUAGUGGUCACGUGGGGUGUCGUUAAACGUCGGUUACCUCAAAAAGUGCGAUUUUGUUUAUUGCUAGAGUCAAUAGAUUGAGCAAUUGUUUGUUGCAACCUCAGUUUUUGCAUGUUCUUGGGUUUUGUUUUUUUUUGACAAAUGGUUGGUGGUUGUGAAAAUGGCUUACGUCAUUUGGAGAGUUGUCAUGAAAAAGUACUCGAAGAUCAGGUUGGGAUUAAAUGGUUCAGCGGUGACUCCAGCCGGCCGCCACGCCCUCACCUACAAUGAGGAGUCGUGGAAGCCGUCGUCCGAGGACUCCCCCAAAGUGGAGGAGCUCUCCCGAUCUAGUGACACUCGUCAAAGUACGAGCAAGCGGGUCAAAAAUUAUCUCAAAAAGUGCAAAAAUGCGUUAAAGUCCGGGAGUUCGGAGAGCCACGAGGAGGCCGCCUCCACCUCGUCGUGGUACUUGGAUGAGCUUAUCAGCGUGAGUGAGGUGAACGAGCUCGAGGAUAUUUACGAAGAUGUGCAAGUGAAUGUUGACAAUCGUGAUGUUUAUCAAGUGGCUAGUGUUGUUGAUGUUAUCAGAAAUGAGAGCAGGAGUGCGGAUGCUGGGGUCGAAUCCUCCUCUCCUCCUUUGACGGAAGAGCAAGGGAAGGUUGAGGAGGGAGUUGAGGAGAUGCCCACAUCAACGGUCAAGAGCGAUGUGGCCAGUUUGGUGGAGAAGUAUUUCGGGGAUUUGUAUGAGAAUUUUCAACGGUCGAAGAAGUGUUUGGUCAGACAGGCGAGGGAUUUGCUCGUCUGCGAAUAUCAUGGAUGUUUACACAGAUUUGAGAAUGAAUUCUGCAUACAGGCUGCGAAAUUGUUGGAACGUGUUAAGUGCAAAGUCCCGUUGGCCGGCUCCGCGCCUCUAGGAUGGCCCCUGAGCCUCGGUCCAUCCGGUGUAGCGAUCCACCUGGGCCCUCUCGAUCCCUCCGUGCUCAGGAACAGCGACUGCUACUUGUGCAUUAGGGGCCGAAGCGCUCCCGGCCUCGAAUUGGCCCUCAUCUGGCGCCAAAAUUUGCACAUUCACUGCCACACCAUCGCCGAAUUCAAAGAUCCGCUCAGGAAUCUCGAAGACAUAAUGUGCUCGAAUCUGCGUUCAGUGGCCGAUUUGGAACUGAUGUCGUAUGAUGAUUACGACGGUGCUGAGUUGCCGGAGCUUUUGCAGAAUUUGUUAGUGUCGGUGGAGCAUGCCAUCGAGAGGGUGCCUCUGGAUGAUUUGACUUUUCCGUGUCCGCAGUGUCUUCAGUAUUUGCCGCUGGAUAGGCGGGAAGAGGAAGUGAUGUCGUGUGCCUGUCAGUGUUCUUGUAGGCUGCCCGAGAGUCCGGUGCUCAAGAGGGAUUCCGCCAUGCAAACUAGUCCAAUGUUUGAGUUUGCGGGGUCUAUACCGCAUAUUGAUAGCGAUGAGGAGGAUGAUAAGGACUCGAUCAUAAGUGGAUCUUCGAGUCGAAAGGUGGAAAUUGCCAGGCCGAAAAGGAUAACGGACCUCCCGGAGAAACUCCUCAUGUCGGGGAUCAAUUUGCCAGGAACGGCAGAUAACGACGGAAGACCUAUUGUCCUAUGUUAUGCCGAGUGUGUGCUGAGGGCCGGACUCAACAAGUACGAGAUUGCCAAGUUAUUGUUGUACUACUCGUCCAUUCCCACACUGGAAUGCUCCAAAAACGGAUUCACAAUUCUGCUUUUGGCAGAGAAUGAAAACAGUAACAAGGUUCUGGAACUACUGGAUAAAUCGGCCGCUUUGGUGGCCAAUACGAUGAAAAUUGAUAGGUUUCUGGUGUGGAAACCAGGAAGCCAACAGGAGAAGAGUCAAGUAACUAGUCGAAUCCCGGCCAUCGUCAUCUGCGACGAGCAAACCCUCUCCAAGUACCUCACAAAAGACGAGACUCCUGCGAGUUGUGGCGGUUCCUGCAGCCAUGACCAACUCGAAUGGGUCGAAUUUUUCAAGCAAGUGGAACCAUUUUUGGCCUCUUGUAAAGCGGCAGGACGGAGUCUCCUCUCCGUCUUGUCGCAAUUGCGUAACGAGGAUCUCCCUCAUCAAGUCACUCGGAGAUUCCUCAACCAUCAAUGCAGGCAAAUUUCCAAAGCUUUGGAUUUGGAGCAAGUGGUCAAGCUUCGCAAAGAUGGCCCUAAAACCAUCUCCAGUGUCAAAGAACGCGCCCAAUGGCUGAGUGGAAGCAAAGACGUGAAACGCAAUGUGAGUUUUUCGGAGGCUUCGUUCAAUUCAGUCGAACGGGUGAGCAAACGGUUGGAACAGUUGAGACAGGAAAGGGUUGAAAGGUUGAGGGAGUUGGCCAAGUUUACUUCGCUGAGAGAGGAAGCAGACGAGCUCGUGUCGUGGUUCCGCAAAGCUGGCGAAGACAACAUCAACAGUCUCACCACAAAGUUGAAAUCGGCCGCCGACGUCCUCGCCGUCAAAGAAGUGGCCGACGACUUCGAAAAAUUGGACUUUAUAGCCUGGAGACAAUUUGAAAAAUCCACCGAUUUGAUCGAAGAAUGCAAGAACAUCAAAGAUCCUAAAGAGCAGAAUCUGAAGGAAACAAAUGGCAAUCGCCAUUUCCGGGACAAGUACCAGACUUUGAAGGAUUCUGCUACCAACCUCUUGACACAAAUGAAGGCUUUUAGGGAACGGUUAGAGGACAUCAAGGAACGUCUAGAAGAAUGCAAUAGGUGUUUUCUACUUUUAGACUCGGAAAAUGAUCAAAAGGACGUGGAGGAGUUUAUCAAAAUGGCUGAAAGGUCCUCCAAUGAGAAGCUUCUCCAGAAAUGCAAAGCUUUCAAGAGAAAGGACGCUAAGCCCCCCGAUGGGUCCUCUCGUGACCCCCCAACCGCCACCAGUACACCUGUCAAGUCCCACAAUACUCAAAUCCGUCGCAGAUCUGUCAGUUCUUUGGCUUUCAUCUACCAUUGCAACCACCACGCGGCUGGUGAAUUGUGCAACUGUUGCGAAUCCGAUACCGAAAACUCCGUUUCGUACAAAUUGAAGAAAAAAUACAUUCAAACCCUCCAAACGUGCGUUUGUAAAGACACUCUUGAACGUAAAAACAGUGCCACUCUUGACGAAAUCAAAGAAGAAAGUGUGGAGAAUCUUCUUGAUCAUCGUUGUGACAGUGGGUUGUCGACGGCGGAUAAUUCAGUUGGGGAAGAAAGUGUGUGUAAUAAGAAGAAAGUGCAAAGGACUUGUUCGUGCCAGUAUUCGGGGUGUAGUGCGGGUAGUUCGAGCGCUGGCUCGAAUCAGGACCAUACGGAGAACCAGCAGGAUAGUAUAAUUGAAGAAGGAAGUGAUGGGUUUAAUAAGAGUAGCAGCGAGGAUAUUGAAGAGGAACACUAUGGGGAAGAAAGAAGAAAAGUCCCUCCGAUUCCGGCCAAUAAGCAUUUGUAUUGCCAUGCGUCGAGUCUCGACUUGCCUUCAGAUGCGCUUUACAGUAACAUGGAUCCAAAGACUCAAAAGACGUUAACUUUUAUCAUUAAGGAAAUGAUUGAGACUGAACGCGACUAUGUCAAAUCACUGGAUUACAUAAUCGUCAAUUACAUCCCAGAAUUGAUGCGCGAAGACAUUCCACAAGCUCUGCGAGGCCAACGCAACAUCAUUUUUGGCAACGUGGAAAAAAUCUACGAAUUCCAUAGCCAACACUUCCUCCACGAACUGGAAGGAUGCGAGAGCAAUCCUUUACAAGUUGGCCAAAUUUUCCUCAAACACGACAAAAAAUUCUACUUGUACGCCCUGUACAACAAGAAUAAGCCAAAAUCGGAUUCGCUCAUGUCGGAAUAUGGCUCCCUAUUCUUCAAGAGUAAACAGUUGGAGCUUAAAGACCGGAUGGACUUGGCCAGUUACUUGCUCAAACCGGUGCAACGUAUGGGCAAAUACGCCCUGCUUUUGCAACAGAUGAUGAAGGCUUGUGUGGGGCCCACCAUGGAGCGGCUCCAAGAACUGGAAGAUUUGAAGCAAGCGGAAGAAAUGGUGAGGUUCAAGUUGCGGCAUGGGAACGACUUGCUUGCCAUGGAUUCGAUUAGAGAAUGCGAUGUGAAUCUCAAAGAACAAGGAAGUCUUCUACGCCAAAACGAGUUCCUGGUUUGGGAAGGCCGCAAUGGGAAAAAAUCCCUAAGACAGGUUUUUCUUUUCGAAGAGUUGAUUCUUUUUAGUAAGGCUCGAAGGUUCCCGGAUCGUAAGAACCUCGAUUUGUACAUUUAUAAAAAUAGUAUCAAAAUGACUGAUAUUGGAUUGACGGCGAAAAUUGGAGAUAGUUCGACGAAAUUUGAGAUUUGGUUCAGGAAAAGGAAACCGAAUGAUACUUUUACGUUACAAGCGAUGUCAGAGGAUGUUAAAAAGGCUUGGACUGAGGAGUUGUCGCAGCUGUUAUGGAAGCAGGCCAUUAAAAAUAGAGCUGUGCGAAUGGCGGAAAUGUCGUCAAUGGGCAUCGGCAACAAGCCCUGCCUCGACAUCCGUCCCAGCGCCGAUCAAAUCAGCGACCGUUCAAUCAGCGUCGACCAACUCACCAGAACACUCACCCCUGUAAUAACCUGCCCAUCAAGCCCUAUUCGACUAAUGGAAUGCGCUUGCUUGCGCUGCUGCAGCGACCUUAACGCUUACAUGCACAAUCCCUCCGACCUUUUGCAUGCCGCUCCGAGAUUCAGAAAUUCUAUCGUAGGUCCGGUGAUCGAGUCCUGCAGGAAUGCCAAACGGCCACAUUCGGUCAUCUCCAUGUCGUCGAGCGUGUCCUCGGGGAGCACCAGCUCGGCGAAUAGCGGGGGACAGAGUAAUUCGAUGAAUCUCAGCUUCGAAUCGGCUUGCGAUAGCCCCAAGCCCUAUCAUAGAUCUGCCACGCUCAAUAGCCAAUGUUCCACGGAGAGUGGGAUAAUAGCGGACAUGUCGAUGGGUUCGGACGAGUGCUCCGAGCAGCCCCACGCUGGCCUUUAGAAGAAUCAAAUUUGCAGUUUGAGUUAGGGAAUUUUGGCUGUUUUAAGUCAACACACACCAUGUGCCAGAUUAUAUACCAGUUAGUUUUAAGUUAUAUAUUUUGAUUAUAUGAAAUUAUUUAAGCACAGUUUUAUGUCAUAGUAUGUAUAAUUGUUAUGACAUUGAAACACUAAUGAAUACUGUAUAUAUUUUUAAGAUUUACCUUUAUUUAUGUGAAAUAUAACAAAUCCUAUCAUUGAAAUAUGAAAAUUUCGUUGUGUACUUUGUACUUAAAUUUGAAUUUAACAUUUGUGCACAUUUUUUAUUUAGAAUACAACACUCACCAUAGUAUCAGGGAUUUUUCAGCCGCUUUUAUAGUGUACUUUAUUAACUUACUAAUGAUACGAAGAAAUUUCAGCAACACUAAUUUUAUGAUAGGGAAUAUGUAUGUAUAGUCAGUACAUAUGCAUGUCUGAUUUUUAUAUUAAAAUUGUAGUCAUAAAUAUAUAUAAUAAAUAUGUAUAAAAACAA
This is a messenger RNA of Tribolium madens (black flour beetle), 5631 nucleotides long. RefSeq lists its product as uncharacterized. The record is from RefSeq and is a predicted model, not a curated record. NCBI's taxonomy places the organism in Eukaryota, Metazoa, Arthropoda, Insecta, Coleoptera, Tenebrionidae. Gene Ontology annotation, molecular function: guanyl-nucleotide exchange factor activity. Bases 346 to 5121 code for a protein of 1591 amino acids. The transcript has 20 exons.